AGUGUGACAAACCAAUCAAUUCUCAAAUUCCUCCUAGAAACCUCGUCUACACCAACCCUUCAACCAAACUCCACCCUCCACCACCACCACAGCCACCAAACCAUGGCGCACAAGUGCUCCCACCAAACCAUGGCGCACAAGUGCUGCGACCACAAGGACAAGCGGAAGAAGAUCAUCCAGCGGUGCUGUGCCGGCCUCCUAAUCUUCGUCUUCAUCGUCCUCCUUAUCAUCCUCCUCGUCUGGGCCAUCCUACAGCCAAAGAAACCCCGGUUCAUCCUCCAAGACGCCACCAUCUUUUCUCUCAACGUAUCCGCCCCCAAUGUCAUCUCCACCACCGUCCAAGUCACCAUCAACUCCCGCAACCCCAACUCCAAAAUCGGCGUUUAUUACGACAAACUGGCCGUGUACGCCGCCUACCACAACCAGCAAAUUACCUACUACACAACCAUACCACCAGUUUAUCAGGGCCACAAGGACGUAAACAUCUGGUCGCCUUUUGUUUACGGUACCGACGUGCCAGUGGCGCCGUACAAUGGUCUAGCCUUGAACCAGGACAAGUCUAAUGGAGCUAUAUAUAUGAUUUUCAAGAUCAAUGGCCGUGUUAAAUGGAAAGUUGGGUCCUUCGUCUCCGGCCGGUACCACCUCCAUGUCUCCUGUCCGGCGUAUAUUCCUAUUGGAAAUAGCCGGAAUACUGGAAUUGUGGUGGGAACUGCAAUUAAGUAUCAGCUAUCACAGAGUUGUAAAGUCAGUGUGUGAUAAUCAAGAAUAAUUAUAUUCUUCUCUACAAGCAGUUAAUUAAUCUUCUGAUGAAUUGUGCAUUUUGCUGAUGAAUGAGAACUACCGACAAAGAAGGCAAAAUUACAAUUGUGAAAGAAAAUAAAAAUUGUUCCUUGAUUAGUAAAGUCAACUGAGUUUUUAGUGGGAAGUAAACGUGUUACUUUAUUUCAUAUCUUGCAUUAAAGACCGUUACUUUUGCUUUUUUAUUUUCUUAAUUGCUCUAAUAAAUUAUCAAUUAGUUAAGGUUUUA
This is a messenger RNA of Olea europaea var. sylvestris, 1027 nucleotides long. RefSeq names its product NDR1/HIN1-like protein 1. Gene Ontology annotation, biological process: defense response to other organism. The record is from RefSeq and is a predicted model, not a curated record. The coding region runs from base 103 to 756 and encodes 217 amino acids. NCBI's taxonomy places the organism in Eukaryota, Viridiplantae, Streptophyta, Magnoliopsida, Lamiales, Oleaceae. The transcript has a single exon.